Molecule: messenger RNA, 1863 nt
Organism: Styela clava
Lineage: Eukaryota; Metazoa; Chordata; Ascidiacea; Stolidobranchia; Styelidae
Product: nucleolar protein 58-like
Cellular component (GO): box C/D methylation guide snoRNP complex; small-subunit processome
Molecular function (GO): snoRNA binding
Source: RefSeq, a predicted model, not a curated record
UAUUAUACAUGAAUCAAAUCAAUUUGUUACAUUUUCCAGUAAUGGUAUAAGAUAACACAGUAGCAAAAUGUUGGUGCUAUUCGAAUCACCAGCUGGCUAUGCCGUAUUCAAGGUUCUUGAUGAAUCAAAAGUCAGAGAGGCCGGAGACUUGCAAUCGCUUUUCAGCACAGCAGAAAGUGCAUCCAAAAUGGUCAAAUUGAAACAUUUCAAAAAAUUUGAAGAUAUGACUGAAGCUCUUUCAGCAACAACCGCAGCCGUGGAAGGAAAGUUAUGCAAGCCUUUAAAAAAAUUGCUCAAGAAAAUAGUUGCAAAUGAAGCACAUGAAAAACUUGCGGUUGCUGAUGCAAAACUUGGAAAUGCAAUCCAAGACAAGAUGGAUUUAAUGUGCUUGUAUAGUCCAGCUAUACAUGAGUUAAUGAGAGGAAUACGUGCUCACAUGACCAGUCUUAUAACUGGGCUGCCUGAGAGCGAUGUGACAGCUAUGGCACUUGGACUCGCUCAUAGUCUUUCUCGAUACAAAUUGAAAUUUAGCCCUGACAAAGUUGACACAAUGAUCGUCCAAGCUAUAUCGUUACUUGAUGACCUGGAUAAAGAAUUGAAUAAUUAUAUAAUGAGAUGUAGGGAAUGGUAUGGUUGGCAUUUUCCAGAACUUGGUAAAGUUGUUACAGACAAUCUUGCUUUUGCAAAGACCGUAAAGAAAAUGGGAAUCCGAACAGAAGCAAUAAAUUGUGAUUUGUCAGAUAUUCUUCCAGAAGAAAUAGAAGAGCAAGUGAAAGAAUUGGCAGAAGUAUCAAUGGGUACUGAAAUAUCUGAAGAAGAUAUCAGCAGGAUUACUUACUUAUGUGAGCAAAUCAUCGAAAUAACUGAUUAUAGAGCACAGCUCUAUGACUAUUUGAAAAAUCGUAUGACAGCAAUUGCACCAAAUGUCACAAUACUUGUUGGUGAACUUGUAGGUGCAAGGUUGAUUGCACACGCUGGUUCUCUUCUUAACCUUGCUAAACAUCCAGCUUCAACAGUGCAAAUUCUUGGAGCUGAAAAAGCACUUUUUCGUGCUUUAAAAACCAGAAAAGAAACGCCUAAAUAUGGAUUGAUUUAUCAUGCUUCACUUGUUGGACAAUCCAAUCCUAAACACAAGGGUAAAAUCUCAAGAAUGCUUGCUGCAAAAACAGCCCUUGCUAUUCGUUAUGACGCUCUUGGAGAAGAGUCCUCAACUCAGUUGGGAGUGGAAAAUCGUGCUCUAUUAGAAAUGAGAUUGAAGGCAUUGGAAGAAGGAACAUCUUUUAAAAUUAGCGGAACUGGAAAAGCCAAAGCCCAGGCUGAUAAAUGGACAAAUAAAAGCGAGGUUAAAAUGUAUGAUGACGCCAGGGAUUCAACUCUGCCAGGCCCUAAGAAAAGAAAACAUGAAGAAGCCUUGAUUGUGUCCGAUGGUAAACUGACUGCGCCCUGUACUCCAACUGCUGAACCUGUUAAAAAGAAAACUAAAAAAGAGAAAAAGAUCAAACUUGAAACACAGGAGUCUGAUGAUGAUCUUAACACAUCCAAUGGAACGGAAGUUGUUAAAAAGAAAUCUAAAAAAGAUAAGAAAGUCAAGACCGAAGUACAGGAGUCGUCACCAAAAAAGAUCAAGACUGAAGUACAGUCUCCACAGGUGGAAGGCAAACCGAAAAAGAAGAAGAAAAAGUCAAAAAAGGAGAGUGAAUGAUUUCAUGAGAACAUUAACGUGUUUUAAUUUUUUUUUCAAAUCUUCCAUUUGAGGUGAUUUUUUGAGACUUUCGCUUCAGUGCUUCAUCAUGUAUGCACUGUAGUGUGCUUCUGUACCAUUUUAAUAUCACUGCCAAAUAUUAAUAGAUUUCAACCAUGGAA